CGAUAACUGCUCAGUCAGUUUUCGAUUUCCAUCGAGUGAAGAACGCUUUUUUCGAAUAUUUCGUUACUAAAAAGGACAAAAUGAAGUUUGAUUUAUUGCCGUGUAUAGCAUGUCUGUUGGCGUUAACUGUGGUAGAAGGACGGUCACUACGAUUCAAGCGUAGUGAUUUCGUUUUCAGACCAGACCAUGAAUUGACCUGGGAAGAGCGGGAGCUGGCCAUGCGCCGUGGUCAUACUCAGAGCAGUGCCGCCAAUACGGGAUCGCAAACGAUUGUUGGUCCGCAAGGAAUCGCUCAUCAAACCGCCGGUGGAAGUGUUUCCUCAAAUUUGGCCAACGAUGGAUCAAGUGGACAGCUCAGUGCUGCCAACACGCAACAGCAGUCCCUCCAAUCCGGAGACAGGUUCCAGAGCCAAAACAGCGGACAGAGUCAGUCGGCGAACUUUGGCAAGGAUCAUCAGCAGAUGUCCAACGCCAAUACCAAUACCAACACUGUGCAAGAAGGUGCUAACAUUCGGCAACAGACUGAAGGUGGAGCCGCAUCUUCCGUAGUGGACAAACUUGGCAGCCAAGCUAGUCAAGCCCAGACCACUAAUGAGCGAUACGUGAACAAUGGUCAACAGGGAACCCGGUCGACAGGAUCCAGUCAGUCGCAAAACAUUGGCAAGGAUGGAUCAGGCCAGGGCGCGAACAGCAACACCGGUGUGGAAACGAUCGUUCUGCCUGAUGGAACGGUAAUCACGAAAUCCUUUGGUGCGUCGUCUAGCUUUCAAAGUAGUGGUAAAAUAAAGGUUGGUGCUAUGGCCAGCGGUUUGUCGAAUAUGGUGCAAGGUUAAACUACGUCAGUGGAGCUGAUAAUUAUGUCUUUUCUUGGAUUUUUGUUUUAUGUGAUACGUCUAUCAGUAAUAAAUGUUUUAUUUACUUUGGAAGUUUGAUUU
Aedes aegypti (yellow fever mosquito) is the source of this 935-nucleotide messenger RNA. RefSeq names its product hornerin. The transcript has 2 exons. The coding region runs from base 81 to 833 and encodes 250 amino acids. The record is from RefSeq and is a predicted model, not a curated record. NCBI's taxonomy places the organism in Eukaryota, Metazoa, Arthropoda, Insecta, Diptera, Culicidae.